UUCCAUGGAAACCAGUACACAAACAAUCUCUUUUUCUGGCGACAGGACAUUUAAGACUGCUUGUGGAUACUUUUUGAAAUAUUUCAUAAAAACAUACUUUAUAUACAAACAUUUUGAAGAUGCAGGACACCAACACAAACAAAACAAAGAGAGCUGCAUCAGACAUGCCACCACCCAGUGCUGCUAAAAAGCCUCGACUUGAUGCUGAACACACAAAACAAUCCCUCAUCAGUAGUGCAUUAAAAACACUGCAGGAUUCCUGUGAUGAUCUUUUAUCUCCAAACUGGAUUGAUGCACUACUUAAGGGGAAAUGUGAACUUCCUUCACUGACAGAUGAAGAAAAAUCUGUCAUUUCCAAGUUUUGUGUGAACGAGUCGUUGGCAGAGACGUUUCUGAAAGCGGUUUUGGAGAAGAUCAAGGCGGAGAAAGAGUCUAUGGGACAUGAACUCCUGCAGUCUCUCUGUAGGGUUUAUGUGGGUUUGUGUCAAAAGAGAGGAGACUCUCAUAAAGCACAUGCCCUCGCCUACAGAUUUCUCAAAGAAGACUUUUCUCAAGCCCCAAAACUGAUAAUGGUCAUGGUGACAGCAUGGCCAAGUGUUUUCUCCUGUAACAGCCCUUUAUGCAGAGCCAUUCACAUCGUGUGCAAAAUGAAGGCAUACGGAAAGAUGUAUUAUUUGCUCAGCAAGUUUCUGCACUGGGAUACAGAGCCUCCUGGAGACAUCUACAGAGCCAUCACCAGCACACUGAAGGCUCUUCUGAAAGACAAAAGUCUGACUUUCCAGAAGAGCAGUUGGUAUGGUGAUGAUCUCUGUCCUGCUGCCUGGGACUACGUCUUCAGCCUGGACCUUCUCUGUGCACAACUGGGCUGGAUUUGGACCGUCUCCCAUGUUAUACGAAAAAGUGUUUGGCUCAUCUUGAACACGUGGCUGAAACAAACACAAACAGAGGAAACACAGUUCAGAAACGUCUCUGUAGCAGCAAUAUUCAGGCUACUUGGGCGACUUGGCCAAAAUGGCCUUAAGGAGAACGUGGCAGCAUCAGUGGAGGAUCUGGUGAAAAGCAUAACUGAGUUCAGGGGACAAAAUGGUAUCAUUAAAGGAUCAAUUAAACAAGUCCUUUAUCAAUCUUUAUCUUUAUUCUCUGAUUUUUAGUUCUCAAUCAACAGGAAAGUGCUUCAGCAAGUCCUAAUGUUAUGAUGGAUUUUGUGUGCAGCUUUGCCGUGGGAGGUGCAGCUCGCAGUGGUUUAUGCCACUCAUGAUUUGGCACCCAGCAACCCCAAAGUCGCUCUGAACGCUUUACAAUCAUGGAAGAAAAACCUCACAAAGCCCGUUCCUCCAGCCGUCCCCAAGUGCCUGAAGCAGAUCAGCUUUAUUUGU
Messenger RNA from Silurus meridionalis, 1376 nucleotides. RefSeq names its product little elongation complex subunit 1-like. The record is from RefSeq and is a predicted model, not a curated record. Bases 120 to 1151 code for a protein of 343 amino acids. The transcript is spliced from 7 exons. Lineage: Eukaryota; Metazoa; Chordata; Actinopteri; Siluriformes; Siluridae.